Molecule: messenger RNA, 606 nt
Organism: Paramecium octaurelia
Lineage: Eukaryota; Ciliophora; Oligohymenophorea; Peniculida; Parameciidae
Source: the annotation of a GenBank genome assembly
GUCCAUAAUGAAUUUUCAAGAACAAUCAAAUAUCAUCAGUGGAGAUUACUUUUUGUAAACUUUCUUUCUAAUCAAUAACCUUUAUAAUCAAUAAAUAUUUUAAUACAGUACAAUUUAUCAAUAGUCAAUUAGUGAAUUCUUUGGUGGAUUGUGCUCCAAAAGUAGAGUAUAAAGAAGAAAAUACUAAAAUUUGUGGGGAUUAAAAUACUGAUAGAAAAAUACAGAAGCCAUACUAGGUAAUUAAAAAUUAACCAGUUGCAAGAAAAAACUUAGAAAUACUUAACAAAACACAUACUCGUUCAGAUGAUGAGGAUAGUUCAUCAAGAGUGAAUGGUAUCAACAAAUAAUGAUAAUUUGAUAGGUCAUUGGAGUAAACAUGAACAUUAAUUAUAUCUGUAAUUUGUCAAUGACCAUGAAGCUAUCCUACGAUCUAAAUAUGAUAAGAAAUCAAAGAAAAUCUUUAAAUUGAUGAGCCAAUGUAUAUUAACAAGAACAGCCACUUAAUGCAGAUCGCAUCACUAAAAGUUUAAUCCUCUAUAAAAAGGCAAAAGAAAAGCUAGAAACCUUGUACGGGCAAUACCAUGUGUGAUUUCUUAAGAAAAUUGA